Messenger RNA from Oryzias latipes (Japanese medaka), 1797 nucleotides. The record is from RefSeq and is a predicted model, not a curated record. NCBI's taxonomy places the organism in Eukaryota, Metazoa, Chordata, Actinopteri, Beloniformes, Adrianichthyidae.
CUCUCCAGGACAAAGAGCCGUUGAGAGCCAUCGCCACAGUGAACCACAGCUACUGGCUGCUUUAGACCACUCAACACCUCCUGAGCACAGUAGCAGUUGUGUUUGUGUCUCCUGGGAAACAAGGAAGGUAAAAAGUCCCAGUAUCCUGCAGCCCUCGACCCAUCUGUUCCUAUUUGGCCUCUCAAUCUCACCAUCAGUGCUGAUAGUGGUCUGUGCCAUAACGGGUCAGGAGGUCACCAUCAAGGCUACAAGCGACAAUGUUUUAGACUUUAGCUUUGCAGCAUCCACCAUCACAAGUGACACCACAGCUACCAGCGAGGACACAACUGCCCCAAUGGCGACACAAAGCAACACCUACAGCAGCACGCCAACGAAGAGCGAAGGUGGAGAAAGCACAACACAGGAUAAAGUGUCUCAAACUGCAGGGUCCACAGAGUCAACCACCAUGUCUCCUCUUUCUCCUCCUCAUUCUUCUACGUCUCCUACUCCUCCUUCUGGGCCUGUUGAAAGCAAAAAACCUACAACUGGUGCAAACAAUAAUGACAAGAUUACUGUUUCACCUACUGCUGCAGCAGGAGAAAAGACAGGCAUCAUCAUCCUAAUCGUCCUCAUCAUUGUAGUUUUUGCGUUUGGAGCUGCUUGUUUCUUUGCACGAGGGAGAGGGAGGCACCACUCCAUUGAUCUGACCUCCAGACCUGAUGAAGUUAACGUCCCUCUCAGCGCUGUAGAAGCUGAGUCACCGCCUGAUACAGAACCUGAAAAGGAUAUGCAAACCUUUCAAAGUUCAGAAAAUCCUGCCAAAGAAGAAGAAAUCAAACCUGAAGCACAAGAGGAGCAGAAAGUGGAGGCUGAUAAACCUAGUGUUGAUCCCAGUGCUGAGUCUGCUGCUCCUGCUGCGAACAGCUCAGACGACAAACCCAAGGAGGAUGUUGUUGAGAAUAAUAGUCCGGCACCUGUGGAGGCCAGCGCAGAGGAGAAAACUGAUGACGAAGGCCUUGCCUCUAACAAAACGUCAGUGGAAUCGCUGAAGGAGACAAAUGAGAACAACAGCAACAAUGUUGGCCUCUGCCACAGGGGAGAAACCCCCAAAAGCCUCAUUCUCUUGGAUGUUUGUCUCGACUCUCCUGUUUGAGGUGUUGCCGCAACCUUGCAACUGUCCUGUUCCUGGGAAACUCGAAUGAAGACGAACCUGAAAUUUCCCCGUAACAAAAAGGAUUCGAAAAUUUCACAUCACAUGGAAAACCGAGGUCCCCUUUUGGGCUGCAGCAUCCUUCUACUACAACCAUUGUCAGCAAGUUCAUAUGUUGUGCUUUCUUCUGCAAAUUUUUAUUUAAUGUUUACUCCUAUGGUGGCCAAUAGAUUUUGACUUUAACAAAUGGAAAAAGAAAAAUGCACAGUGGUUGCAAGAAAAGCCAACACCGCAAAAAAGAAAAUGUAUCUUGUUUGCUUGAUGACAUUGCCAUUUUUUAAGCUACUCUACUUGAAAAUGCUUCCUGCUAUUCAAUUCUUCAUUAAUGUUUUCAGGGCUUUUUUAUGCGGUAUCAUUUUUUUUUCAAAUUGCAUUGAAAUUAUUGGAAAAAACAAUGAUCCAGCAUUUCAUCAAAACUGAGCAUACCUGUAACAAACAGGUUUAAAUAUAAUUCAUUUUUUCGGUCAGACAUUCAACAAGUAUGUGCAUGUUAAUAUCGGACUUUAUCCUUGUCUUUUCUGUUAUUUGUUAUAAUUUAUCUUCUCUGUAUUUAUUUUUGUAGCUUUUAUCCAACUAAGCAAAAAUAAAGUUUCAACUUUCGAUUAACA